AGAUUUGUCCAAUCCAGUGACCACUGAAUAUGGCAGAAGAGGUCAUCGUGCCCAUUUACUGUACUGGAGUCUCAGCACAGGUCCAGAAGCAGCGGGCAAAGGAACUGGGCUUGGGGAAACACGAGAACGCAGUGAAGUACCUUGGUCAGGACUUCGAGAGGAUUCGGCAUGAAUGUUUGCAGAAUGGAACUCUUUUCCGGGAUGACUCUUUCCCUCCUAUGGCUUCCUCCCUGGGUUUCAAAGAGUUGGGACCAAAUUCUUCUAAAACACAUGGAGUCAAGUGGAAACGACCUACGGAAAUGUGCCGCAACCCGCUCUUCAUUGUGGACGGCGCCACCCGUACAGAUGUCUGUCAGGGAGCUCUGGGUGACUGUUGGCUCCUGGCUGCCAUUGCCUCACUUACACUGAAUGAUCCCCUACUCCAUCGCGUGGUCCCCCAUGGGCAGAGCUUUCAAAAUGGGUAUGCUGGCGUUUUCCACUUCCAGAUCUGGCAGUUCGGCGAGUGGGUAGAUGUGGUGGUGGAUGACCUCCUCCCAACAAAGGAUGGCAAGCUGGUGUUUGUGCACUCUGCAGAAGGCAAUGAGUUCUGGAGUGCCCUGCUCGAGAAGGCUUAUGCCAAAGUAAAUGGCUGCUAUGAGGCCCUGUCUGGGGGAAGCACAUCGGAAGGGUUUGAAGACUUUACUGGAGGCGUUACCGAGUGGUAUGAACUCCGAAAACCACCCAGUGACCUCUUCCAGAUCAUCCAGAAGGCCCUGGAGAAGGGGUCUCUCUUGGGUUGCUCCAUUGAUAUCACAAGUGCUUUCGACAUGGAAGCCGUCACAUUUAAAAAGCUGGUGAAAGGCCAUGCCUAUUCUGUCACUGGAGCUGAGGAGAUCAACUACCGAGGGCAGAGGGUUAACUUGAUAAGGAUACGAAACCCAUGGGGAGAGGUGGAAUGGACUGGCGCUUGGAGUGACAGUUCUGGGGAGUGGAAUGUGGUAGAUCCCUCUUUGGGGCAGCAGCUAAGAAUUAAAAUGGAAGACGGGGAAUUCUGGAUGUCCUUCCAGGACUUCCUCCGGGAAUUCACCCGCCUCGAGAUCUGCAACCUCACUCCAGAUGCACUGAAGUCACGCAAACUCCGAAAGUGGAAUACCACACUGUAUGAUGGGACCUGGCGGCGGGGGAGCACAGCAGGUGGCUGCAGGAAUUUUCCAGCUACAUUCUGGAUUAACCCCCAGUUUAAAAUCCGUCUUGAUGAGGUGGACGAUGACGAUGAUGACGGGAGAAGAGAAUCAGGGUGCAGUUUCCUUUUGGCACUCAUGCAGAAACACCGGCGCCGGGAGAGGCAACUAGGGAAAGACAUGGAGACCAUUGGUUUUGCAGUCUAUGAGGUACCUCCUGAGUAUGUGGGUCAGUCCUCAGUCCACCUGAAGCGAGACUUCUUCCUGUCAAACUCUUCGAGGGCCCGCUCAGAGCAGUUCAUCAACUUGCGUGAAGUCAGCACGCGUUUUAAGCUGCCGCCGGGCGAGUACAUUGUGGUGCCUUCCACAUUUGAGCCUAACAAGGAAGGAGAUUUUGUGCUCCGGGUCUUCUCUGAGAAGAAAGCUGGGACAGUGGAAAUGGAUGAUCAGAUCCAGGCUACUCUGCCAGAUGAGAAAGUGCUUUCAGAGGGAGAAAUUGACGACAGUUUCAAGCAGCUCUUCAGGCAACUGGCAGGGGCGGAUAUGGAAAUCAGCGUUCGCGAACUACAGACCAUCCUCAACAGGAUCAUGGGCAAACAUAAAGACCUUCGGUCAAAAGGUUUCAGCAUAGAGUCCUGCCGGAGCAUGGUGAAUCUCAUGGAUAGAGAUGGCAAUGGGAAACUUGGACUUGUGGAGUUCAACGUCCUCUGGACCAAAAUUAAGAACUAUUUGGCGGUCUUCAGGAAGUUUGACCUUGAUAAGUCCGGAAGCAUGAGUGCUUAUGAGAUGCGGAUGGCUCUGGAAUCUGCAGGCUUCAAGCUCAACAAGAAGCUGUACGAGCUGAUCAUCACCCGCUAUUCUGAGCCUGACUUGGCCGUCGACUUUGACAAUUUUGUUUGCUGUUUAGUGCGGCUCGAAACCAUGUUCCGGUUUUUCCAAGCCCUGGACACUGACAAAGAUGGGAUUGUCACCUUUGACUUGUUUAAGUGGUUACAGCUGACCAUGUUUGCUUGAAGAAGACACGGAGCCAACCCUGCAGGCCU
This is a messenger RNA of Euleptes europaea (tarantolino), 2203 nucleotides long. It is a transcript of the gene CAPN1, whose product is annotated as calpain 1. Gene Ontology annotation, molecular function: calcium-dependent cysteine-type endopeptidase activity; calcium ion binding. Bases 30 to 2174 code for a protein of 714 amino acids. NCBI's taxonomy places the organism in Eukaryota, Metazoa, Chordata, Lepidosauria, Squamata, Sphaerodactylidae. The transcript is spliced from 21 exons. The record is from RefSeq and is a predicted model, not a curated record. Gene Ontology annotation, cellular component: cytoplasm. Gene Ontology annotation, biological process: proteolysis.